AUGUUUAUAUAUUACAAUUGUACAGAUAUUCUUAAAGUUUGCUAAGCCUAUUCUGAAUACUGUGUUCUAACAAAUUCAGUAUACAAAGUGAUUACACUAUGCGAUAACUACGAUAAUGUUUUUUCAUGCACAUUAGGUAUUAAUGAUACUUAAUGUGGAUGGUUCCAUUAGGUAAAUGCAAAGAUUACACAGUAUAUAGUAAUAUAAAUGAUGCUAACUUAUCAGCAUGUACUAGUUGGGGUUCUACUUGUGUUUCAGAUGGAACUAAAUGUAUUGAUAAAGGAACUUGUUUUUCAUAUCUAAUCCCUUCAGGUUGUGAAAAUGAAGUACUGA
Messenger RNA from Paramecium primaurelia, 333 nucleotides. NCBI's taxonomy places the organism in Eukaryota, Ciliophora, Oligohymenophorea, Peniculida, Parameciidae. The record is from the annotation of a GenBank genome assembly.